Molecule: messenger RNA, 1104 nt
Organism: Aspergillus niger
Lineage: Eukaryota; Fungi; Ascomycota; Eurotiomycetes; Eurotiales; Aspergillaceae
Exons: 1
Coding region: 1-1104 (367 amino acids)
Source: RefSeq, a predicted model, not a curated record
AUGGCCAAAUCCGCCAGGCGUGGCCCCAAGGGUAAGGCCUCAGUUACGGCCUCCGCAACCUCCUCGGGAACCUCCACUCCCAGCUCGCAGAAUGGCCCCAUCCCUCCGUUUGUUCGAGCGCCGGAAUCUCUGGAACCGCUCCUCAAGUCGCUUUCUCCGCGCGAAGUCUACCUUAUUCACGUCGAUACCUGCCCGGUGGACAUUAAGAAACAAACCUUCAUCGUGCCUUGUGCAAUCAAUGCCAUCGUCGUCGUUCUCCUCGCGCUCCGAAUCUACAUGGUCCGCAACAUGUAUCCCGCCAUGAUAGCAGCACUGAUCGGGAUGAACAACUCUAUGACGGUGGACACAUCGACAAUGGAUUGGACCGAAGUUUCUAUGGUGGCUCUGCGUCGCAUAGGAACUGUCCUUAUCGAUUACUUCCUGCUGACUAUCUUCCUGGCCUGGCCUAUCCGCUUCCUCUUCGGUGCGGUAAGGUGGCGCCGCAACAUCGGCUUCCGGCCACACGAGAUCAUUGUCCGGCGGAGCCAGCCUGACAUGACUCAGGGCCUCAAACGUGAUCGAUGGAUCCGCGAAGACGAGGAAACACGGGAUAGGAUCGUUGCGGCGGUUACGCCGGAGCGUAUCAGAAAGACGGGAUAUUUGCUUAUAGAUCAAGAUUUCGAUCUCGAUUACGACGCCAUGAUUAAGGCUCACGAGAUGGUCGACAAUCGUAAAUCGGAUGACAAGGUCUCAUUGGACGAAUUCCGCACGGCAGUGUUGGUGAAUACAGAUGCCCAUGGCUGGCUGAUCUGGCAUGUAGGAGAUCAGAACGAAAAGUUUAGCCCCGAUACUAGCAAUAUCCCAGCCGACCCGGCCCGAUCCGCCCAAAGAGAUCAGAUCUUGGUGUUCAAGGAAAAACUGACGGCCAUGGGCAAGGAGGACCUUUUCUACCGAUGGGUUGAGUUAGUCCAGUACGAGAGUACCCAGCCGGGCGGGUUCACGCCGGAAAGGCAACAGUCCGCCAUGCUGCAGGUCAAGCAGCUCUUCGAAGAAAACGACGUCGAUUUCUCCAAGUUCUGGGAGGAUGUGGGUGGGCUGGAGGAGUUCACCGAGCAGCUUGAUUAG